This is a messenger RNA of Cucurbita pepo subsp. pepo (vegetable marrow), 1253 nucleotides long. Its product is annotated as WAT1-related protein At4g08300. Gene Ontology annotation, cellular component: membrane. Gene Ontology annotation, molecular function: transmembrane transporter activity. NCBI's taxonomy places the organism in Eukaryota, Viridiplantae, Streptophyta, Magnoliopsida, Cucurbitales, Cucurbitaceae. The record is from RefSeq and is a predicted model, not a curated record.
GCUCAAUUAGCUCGUAAACCGAAGAGAAGCGUUAGCGGAGGAUAUCGACCAUCGCCAUGGCGAUGAACGUCCGGUUAGGAGUGUUUUUCACUAGGUUUAAACCACAUAUCCUCGUAAUUUUUGCUCAGGUUGGCUAUACAUUUAUGUAUUUCUUCACGGAUGCUUCCUUCAAGCAUGGCAUGAAUCCUCACGUCCAUAUCACUUAUCGACAAAUCGUUGCUAGCGUUGGGAUGUUUCCCCUCGCUUAUUUCUUUGAAAGAAAAACAAGACCGAGGAUGACGGUGACACUAUUCUUGGAAAUUUUUGUUCUUUCGCUUUUAGGGAUGAGUUUGAGUCUCAACAUGCACUUUGCAAGCUUGACAUACUCAUCCCCCACGUUCGUUACAUCAUCGAUCAACACGAUAGCGUGUUUGACGUUCAUAAUUGCAGUCAUGUUCAGAAUGGAAAUUGUUGACCUUAAAAAUCCAAGAGGGAUAGCAAAAGUUGUGGGGACAUUGGUUUCAUUGGGUGGUGUGAUGAUAAUGACUUUUUAUAAAGGACCCAUCAUCAGAAAUCUAUGGCAUCCUUUCAUCCAUAUUCAACACAAAGCUUCUAAUCUCCAUGAGAAUUGGCUCAAGGGUUCACUUCUUACUGUUUCAAGCUGCAUUUCUUGGGCCCUCUCCUACAUUAUGCAGGCAUUUACAUUGAAACGAUACCCGGCGCAGCUAUCGUUAUCAACGUGGAUGAACUUGGUCGGAGCAGCGCAAUCGGGUGUGUUUGCAGUGUUGACACAACACAAGCCAGGAGUUUGGAGUGUUGGACUUAACAUUGAUCUUUGGUGCAUUAUCUAUUCUGGAAUUGUGUGCUCAGCUUUGACAGUAUACAUACAACUUUGGUGCACAGAAGAAAAAGGCCCAGUUUUUGUGACCAUGUUCGAUCCACUUUGUACAGUUUUGGUGGCUGCUUUAGCUUACUUUGUUUUUGGACAAAAGCUCUACAUGGGGAGCAUUGUUGGUGGAGGCAUCGUGAUUAUGGGGCUGUAUAUGCUGUUAUGGGGCAAAGAACAUGAUAAGUUCGAGCUCCAAAAUAAGUCACAAUUGGAAUCUGAUUCAGUGCAUGAAACUUUCAACCAACCUGAUCUGCAAAUUAGUGCAUCACCACCCCCUAACCAUGUUCUACAACAUCAACCUUAGUGCCUAUCAAAUUAGUGGGUAUUUUAAUAUGACUAGACGUAUAAUAAAUGGGAUAUCAGGUUUGAAUCUCUGACCUUUAAA